AUGCCGCCUCGGCGAUGCCAGCGUUUUGUCGGGACUUUUCGCGAUCGGAUUAACGCUCGUGCGGUGGCACUGUCGCCGGCGUUGUAUCGACUAGAGCGUUGCGUCGUGGCGAAGCCUAGCACCCACUCCAGCGUGCUCAAUAUGUACUUCGUGGUGUUGGUCAGGACUGAUUGCGUUCUUUCAGUGGGAGGCAGGAGGCAGCAGGAGGAGGAAGUACAGGACAGCCGCUUUCGCUUCGAGCACCGACGCUCAGCUCGGUAUCCCGUUGGCCACAUACCUGAAGCACAAGAUCGACCGGAUGUGGGGCGACAAUCAAAUCCAACGUACAACCUGUGCGCCAUGUUGCUGAGGCAUGUUGAGACGUACCCGAACCACCGAGUCGUCUUCUGCGGCAUCUCGCACGGGGCAGCCUUGGCACAGGCCGCUGCCCUGAAAUUCAAAGACCAGCAGCAGAGCGCGGACGUUUUUGUAAUCACGUGGAACGCUUACCGGUGGACGGACGACAGUGGGUCGAGGGCCGUCGAGCGCACCUUCGGCUACCGGUUCCUGCCGCUCGUUAUGUCGCGCCGCCGUGGUGGCACUCGGUCGACGCGCUACUGGGACAGCGUGGCCCAUUUCCCCGACACCUUGUCCGCGAUGCCGAACGUGGCGCUCCUCGACGCGGACACGGGUGGCAUCAUCACACCGCGACCCUUCGGCGGGAACGCGCCUCGGGCCGCUGUCCCUGAUGCGUAUGCUCGAGCUCCACUUCGCCAAGGGCGCGCUGAGUGCGACCAGGAAGGCGACGGAGCUGGUGAUCAAUGCCUGGUGCGCGGGAGACCCGCCACUGCAGGAGGGUGCCGAGGACCUCGCCGCGCGCCGGUCCAACGGGGCCGCCGCGCCGGGCGGCCGCGACGCCGCCGCGUUCUUCACCGUGGAGGCGCCGCGGGCCGCGGCGGCGGCGGCGCUCGCGCGGCCGCGGCGCCGCAGGUGGACCUCGCUCGUUAG
This is a messenger RNA of Prorocentrum cordatum, 987 nucleotides long. NCBI's taxonomy places the organism in Eukaryota, Dinophyceae, Prorocentrales, Prorocentraceae. The record is from the annotation of a GenBank genome assembly.